Molecule: messenger RNA, 1432 nt
Organism: Juglans regia (Persian walnut)
Lineage: Eukaryota; Viridiplantae; Streptophyta; Magnoliopsida; Fagales; Juglandaceae
Product: probable 2-oxoglutarate-dependent dioxygenase At3g50210
Exons: 11
Coding region: 139-1215 (358 amino acids)
Molecular function (GO): dioxygenase activity
Source: RefSeq, a predicted model, not a curated record
AUAUAUGAGUUCAGAUGCUUCCGUGACAAAGACAAUAGGGAUUUCGUUACGUUUGGGAUUCUCUGCUCUUUCAUUUGGUACUUGCCACUGCCGGAGCCUAAUAGUAAUAGGGUCGCAAAUUAGCAGGCAGGCAUCCGCAUGGCUACCGACUUCAAGUUCAUACCCGUUAUCGAUAUAAGUCCUCUUUUGGCCAAGUAUGACGACCCAAAAAUGGCGGAUGACCCAGGUGUAUAUGAAGUUGUUAGACAGUUAGACCAGGCUUGCCGAGAGGCGGGAUUCUUCUAUGUGAAGGGCCAUGGUAUUCCAGAUUCCAUUAUUAAAGAGGUGAAAAGUGUGGCGCACAAAUUUUUCGAACUUCCAUAUGAAGAAAAACUCAAAAUCAAGAUGACUGCAGCAACUGGGUUCAGAGGAUAUCAGAGAAUUGGGGAAAAUAUAACUAAAGGCGUGCCAGACAUGCACGAAGCUAUUGAUUGCUAUAAAGAAGUGAAAGAAGGGAUGUAUGGAGAGCUUGGGAAACCUAUGGAAGGACGUAACCAAUGGCCAUCCAAUCCUCCAAACUAUACAGAGCUAAUGGAGGAGUAUAUCAGCCUAUGCACAGGCAUUCUUUUGCAGGACUACUCUUUUCUUCUUUUCACCUUAUAUUUCAUGUGCUUUCUGCUUACAACUUACAUUUUUUUAUUGCUGUCAGACCUUUCAAGAAAAAUUAUGCGGGGAAUUGCUUUAGCAUUGGGUGGAUCACCAGAUGAAUUUGAAGGUGACAGAGCUGGAGAUGCAUUUUGGGUGAUGCGUAUUAUAGGUUACCCAGGUGUGUCCACAUCAAAUGGUCAUGGCCCAAGAAAUGAUAUUGGAUGUGGAGCUCACACUGACUAUGGUUUGUUGACAUUGGUUAAUCAAGAUGAUGAGAUAACUGCACUACAGGUAAGAAACUUGUCGGGUGAAUGGAUUUCAGCUCCUCCGAUUCCUGGAACAUUUGUAUGCAACAUUGGGGACAUGCUGAAGAUUUACUCAAAUGGUUUGUAUGACUCAACUUUGCACCAAGUUAUCAAUAAGGCUCCAAGAUAUCGGGUCUGUGUAGCAUAUUUCUAUGAGACAAACUUCGACACAGCAGUAGAGCCUUUGGAAAUUUGUAAACAGAGGACUGGUGGAGCUAAGAAGUUCGGAAGAGCUGUGUAUGGAGAGCAUUUGGUCAGCAAGGUCCUAACAAAUUUUGGUUAGGAGCUGAAAUUGUCAUUUUUUUUGUGUAAUAAAUCAAUAAAAUGCCUCAAGCUGAAUUGACGAGAUUAGAAAACUUGAGCUGUGGAGAUGAAUGUUAUGAUAUAUAAAUUGUGUCAUUUGAGACUUGAGUGGUAUCUGUCAUCUGAAAACUGGUCCUCUGUGUCAACUUCUUACUUGGACUUAAGAAUACUAUUUCAUCUGUCAUGGAUUAACGUAA